ACUACAUAUUGACCACGGGUUACGCGUUGCACAGCCUUACAAUAGCUUGCGGUGUAAGAUUUCCUCAACGACAACCAUAUCGCCACUCUGGCCAGGACUUGACUGCGCCACAGGAGGAAGUAACAGACGGUAAAAAAAAACGACAGACCAGCGCUUACCCUAACGCUGGCGACAACCACCUCUCGAACACUACUUUACUGAUUUUGUUCAGGGACGACUCAGAGAUCGCUACUGUCAACAUGUCAAGAGUGAACAAAGAAGGUCCCUACGCUGUUUACUGUGUCUUCCUUCUUGUCGUGGUUGUUGAGAACACGUUGGCUUUGUCUGGGCCGCAGGGCAGUGUGUGCGGCAGCCGGUGUUGUGAGGGCUGGGACCAGGCGGGGGACACCUGCGUUCACUGCUACAGUCCGUGUGUACACGGCACGUGUGUGGACAUGAACGUCUGUGAGUGUGAGCCAGGGUGGGAAGGGGGGGAUUGUCGUCAUGACGUUGACGAGUGCUGGUAUGAGACUCACGUCUGUCAUCACAACUGUCACAACAACGAUGGGUGUUACACCUGUUCAUGUGAUGACGGCUUCCAGCUCAUCAACUCUACACACUGCGUUAACUCUACAACAUUCAACAUCAGCAGUACAACGGUGGAACCUCCGCAGGGGGCCACAGAGAUUCCUGCACACUGUGUCACAGCUACAACAACCCACACGCCACAGAGAACCACCAGGACCACAACAACAACAACAACAACAACAACAACAGCAGCCGACGUGACAACAAGACGACCACUGAUCAUGAGGACCACCCCAGCCUAUACCGAAGCACCAGACCGUCACCAGACCCUGCCAGUCACUGUUCCAGUUGUGAAUGACAAAGGCAGAAGCCAAGCUCCGCCGGGAGGGACACACCUUCAAAACGUCGACGCGGCAAUCGGAGCCUCAGUCAGCGGGGUGGCCGUGAUACUGUUGGUCAUCUCCGGGAUUCUCAUCUACUGCUGGAACAAGAAAAAGACGACAGCACCAACCCGCCAACAAGAGCAGUUUGCAAAUCCUCCACAUUCACAACAGCAGCUUGUUUCCCUACCUGACUAUAGCGGCAUGCACUGGAAUAAUCCCCUGUAUGAAGAAAUGCCCGAAACGCAUAACCCACCACCCCCGUAUGGGGCAACGAGAAAUUAUGAAACUUCAAUGAGCUUUGCCGCUGUAGCCGGAAUGCCACAGGUUGACAAAACAGAUACUAACGGUGUAGGCGUUGCGAAAGAUGGUAGUAUCACUGAAUUUUCGAGUAACGUGCAUGUCGAUAUUCAGAAAGCGCGAAUCCCACCAGACGACCGUUAUGAGCCGCAAAAGAAGGUUCCUGAAAAUCAAUAUCAGAGCAUUAAGCGCUGGUGAAGUGUAGAGUAUGCAACUAACAAGAUUUAAGUAUUACCAACAGUUCAUGAGUGAUUGCAUGUAGUCACGCGAUGCCCAAUACAGGAUUGUAGCGACUAGCGGUACCUUUAUCGCUUGUGUGACAUGAAGUCGAAUAAACCGUCUGCUUUGUUUUUGUUCAGAGUGUGUCUAAAAUUGACUCAAUAAAGAGAAUAU
Branchiostoma belcheri (Belcher's lancelet) is the source of this 1580-nucleotide messenger RNA. Its product is annotated as complement component C1q receptor-like. Lineage: Eukaryota; Metazoa; Chordata; Leptocardii; Amphioxiformes; Branchiostomatidae. Gene Ontology annotation, molecular function: calcium ion binding. The record is from RefSeq and is a predicted model, not a curated record. Bases 240 to 1385 code for a protein of 381 amino acids. The transcript is spliced from 6 exons.